Molecule: messenger RNA, 1062 nt
Organism: Misgurnus anguillicaudatus (oriental weatherfish)
Lineage: Eukaryota; Metazoa; Chordata; Actinopteri; Cypriniformes; Cobitidae
Source: RefSeq, a predicted model, not a curated record
UGCUUUGCUAUGAGUCACUCCCUCAUCCUGCCCCUAAAUGACAGAAAGGGAGGGGUUGUGUUUCUCAGAGUCGACAGGGAAAAUGAUGGCUUCAAAACAGCAGCUGUGCCAUUAGGAACAGAACAACCACAGAUGCAUUACAGAUUUGCUUAAGACUCAAACGGCAAAGUUCAGACCCACCGAUGGCAAAUAAACAAGAGAUCAGAGUGACUGCCCCAAAGUGCUGGGCUACAUAGAGAAGGUCUCCUCUUUCGCUGCCUCCCUCGAUCCUCUCUUUGGGAUUGUGACAUCUGUAGUUUGGGUGGUCAGGAAAGGCCUGGUGGCCGAGGAGGACCAUGAGCUGGCCCAGGACUUCAAACAAAUCCACGAGAAGCUGGAAGUCAUCUCGGAGAAGAACAAGCAGACCCUUCGGCGGAUCCGCAUCGAUGAAGUCAAUGAAACGUUCGGUAAAUACGAGGAGUACAUCAAGUAUCAGUACGGAGCCUUUAACACCAUGGUGGAGAGAGUAUAGCUUGACCCGGACAACUCGGAGAAACACAUGGAGGACUUUGUGAAGAUCUACGAGAGGGACAAGAGUGAUCUGAGCUUAGAUGUGUAUUAUCGUGGAGUGAUGGGCACCGGGGCUCUGUUCGGACGGCCGCUGCUGAAGGUUUACUUGGAGCACUGCGAUAGGAACAGAAGAGUGAUGGAGGCCAGAUGCUCACACAUUGCUCACCUUUUCUACAUCGGUCUUAUGACACUGAUGGCCUACACCUCGGUCACAGAAGACGAUGAGAAUGAAGUGACGGACAAAUGGGAACAGAGGGUUGUUGAUAUUCAAGCCAAGAUGCAAGAAGCUCUGGACCAAUGUGAACAGGGAAACUGAUGUGGGACGUUGCACUGAAAUACUGCUGAGACAAAUCCAUAUUAUGUUUUGAAUGUCACAAAUGACUGAAUGUAAUGUAAAGCAGCUUUCCAGCAAUACAUCCAAAUAUUUAAGUUACACAUUGUUAAAAGUCAUUGUCUCAUGUUUUGUGGACCAUCUCUUGAGUUAUGUGUUUAAUAAAUGUAUAUAUUUUCUCU